AUCUUUGCCCUAUAUAUAUAUGUAUAAGAGAAUGGGAGAGUAGCAUCUUAAAGCCAUUGAUUGGAAGCAUUAAUUUAAGAUAUAAAAUCAGAAGAAAUAUUGCCUUAAUGGAAACAGAAGAUGGAGCAUUAGAAGGUCAUUUUGAGCCAUCAUGUGAGUGGCAACAUGAAGAAGGAUUUGAUGUUCUCUUGGUCCAUCUCCCAAAAUUCAAGGAUAAAGAAGGUUUGAAGGUACAAAUUAGCAAUUUUGGAGUUUUAAAAAUCUCAGGAGAUCGCCGAGUACAGAACCGAACCAGGAUAAAGUUUUUCAAAGAAAUUCCAGUAUCGAAGGACCAUAACACAGAUGAGAUAAAAGCAAACUUUGAAAAAAGUGUUCUCAAAAUUACAUUGCCAAAGAAAGUUACAGCUGCUUCAACUAAUGGAAGUUUUAAGGAAGAAUAUAAAGCAACAAAAUCCAUGGAAAUGGAAGUAGGGAAGCAAAUAUCAAAGAAUUCAAGAUUCAGGAAAUUCAAAAAGGUGGCCAUUAGUAUUGCAGCUAUCGUGGUUGUAGUUUCUGCUCUCUCUGGAUUUGCUUACUAUAUUUAUAGGUCUACAAUUGUUGAAGACUAAUUAACUUUAAUUUGUUGUAUUAUAACCUAAACAAGAAUGUAAGAGUAUACAAUUAAGGACAAACACAAAGAGGUCCACAGCGAAUUAAUUAAGUUUAUAACUUUUCCA
Nicotiana attenuata is the source of this 716-nucleotide messenger RNA. RefSeq names its product 17.8 kDa class I heat shock protein-like. The transcript is spliced from 2 exons. Bases 108 to 608 code for a protein of 166 amino acids. Lineage: Eukaryota; Viridiplantae; Streptophyta; Magnoliopsida; Solanales; Solanaceae. The record is from RefSeq and is a predicted model, not a curated record.